This is a messenger RNA of Lathyrus oleraceus (garden pea), 1161 nucleotides long. RefSeq lists its product as uncharacterized. Bases 1 to 1161 code for a protein of 386 amino acids. NCBI's taxonomy places the organism in Eukaryota, Viridiplantae, Streptophyta, Magnoliopsida, Fabales, Fabaceae. The transcript is spliced from 2 exons. The record is from RefSeq and is a predicted model, not a curated record.
AUGUAUAAUCAUAUCAUAAGUCUUGGUGAUGAGUUGUGGUAUAUUAUAGAAGAUGGCAUUGAUAUUCUAGUCGAUGGAGUUGGAAUGGUGUCUGACAGAAAAACUCUCACACCUGCUCCAAAAAAGAUUCAUAUAGAACAUCAUAGAGUUAGAGACAUCUUGGUUAAUGCUCUACCUCAUUCGGAGUACAUCAAAAUCAUUGAUAAAUCUACGGUUAAGACCAUUUUUAAAUCCCUAUGUGCUACUUAUGAAGGGAAUCAACAAGUUCAAGAAGUUAAGGUUAACCUUCUGGUUCAACAAUAUGAGUUGUUCAGAAUGAAGGAGGAUGAAGAUAUUGAAACCACGUUUUCUAUCUUUCAAGUUCUUGUAUCUGGACUUCAGGUUCUUAACAAGGGUUACACUACAUCUGAUCAUGUCAAGAAGAUUCUUAGGAGUCUUCCUGUCAGAUACAAACCUAAAGUGACAGCUAUUCAGGAGGCUAAAGACUUAAACACAUUAAAUCUUGAAAGUCUUAUUACUGCCAAGGUUUCUCAAGUAUGGGAGUCUGAAGAAGCUUAUCAUGUAGAAGGUUCUAAAGAUGACUCAGAUGAUGAGGAAAUAACCUUUAUAACUAAAAGGUUUCAGUAUCUGGCCAAGAAGAACAAGAGAUUAUUUGGCAGAAGUAGUGGCUUCAAAGGAUUUAGCUCUAGAGAAAAGAAGGAUGAUCAUAAGGGAUGUUUCAACUGUAAGAAGCCUAGUAACUUCAUUGCUAAAUGUCCAGAACUACAAAAUGAGAAGUCAAAGAAGGGAAACUUUCAGAAAGAUAGCUUCAGAAAUAAAUUCAAGAAGAGUCUCAUGGUAAUGUGGGAUGGACUUCACAAUGAAGAAGACUCUGAAAAGGACGAAGAAAAAGUCAACAUUGUUUUGAUGGCUCUUACAUCUUCUGAUACAGAAUCUGACUCAGAUUAUGGUUCAGAGUCUGAGGAAGAAGAUGAGGUAUUUUAUAAACUAUCUCGUUCUGAUUUUAUUACUUUCAUUCAAGAUCACAUGAGAAGGUGUCAAGAGAAAUCUAGACACAUGAAAAUAUUGAAAAUGCAAUAUUAUAUUUUGAGGGAAGAAUUAAAUUAUGUUCAAAGAAAAAAUGAAGCCAUAGAGAAAGAUCACAGUGCUCUAGUAAAAUAA